Hibiscus syriacus is the source of this 1687-nucleotide messenger RNA. Its product is annotated as ammonium transporter 1 member 1-like. Gene Ontology annotation, cellular component: membrane. The transcript has a single exon. The record is from RefSeq and is a predicted model, not a curated record. Gene Ontology annotation, biological process: ammonium homeostasis; ammonium transmembrane transport. Gene Ontology annotation, molecular function: ammonium channel activity. NCBI's taxonomy places the organism in Eukaryota, Viridiplantae, Streptophyta, Magnoliopsida, Malvales, Malvaceae. The coding region runs from base 68 to 1528 and encodes 486 amino acids.
CCACGCUGCGCCAAUAACUUUCCUUCACCUUUAUUUCCUCCCAUUUCCUUCUUUAAUAUCUCCGGCAAUGGGAAGUUGUUCAGCGGACUUAGCUCCUCUCCUCGGCGCCAACGCCACUGGCGCCGCCGAAUAUAUAUGCAACAAGUUCACCGACGCCUCUUACGCAGUCGACAACACUUACCUUCUCUUCUCAGCAUACCUCGUCUUCUCCAUGCAACUCGGCUUCGCCAUGCUCUGUGCCGGCUCAGUCCGAGCCAAAAACACCAUGAAUAUCAUGUUAACCAACGUCCUCGAUGCGGCCACCGGCGGCCUGUUUUACUACCUUUUCGGCUUCGCCUUUGCCUUCGGCAAACCUUCUAAUGGCUUCAUCGGCCGCCAUAACUUCGCCUUGGGAUCGAUCCCUUCGACUUCCUAUGAUUACAGCUACUUCCUUUAUCAAUGGGCUUUUGCCAUUGCGGCGGCGGGAAUUACCAGUGGUUCCAUUGCUGAAAGAACCCAGUUUGUUGCUUAUCUUAUAUACUCAUCGUUUUUGACCGGUUUCGUUUAUCCCGUUGUUUCUCAUUGGUUUUGGGCGUCUGAUGGUUGGGCCAGUGCUCUUCGAACCGAUGGUGAUUUCCUUUUCGGUAGCGGCGUCAUCGAUUUCGCGGGCUCCGGAGUUGUUCAUAUCGUCGGAGGUGUCGCCGGUUUAUGGGGUGCUCUUAUUGAAGGGCCGAGGAUCGGCCGGUUCGAUCAUUCGGGCAGAUCGGUAGCUUUGCGGGGUCAUAGUGCGACUCUUGUUGUUCUUGGAACUUUCAUGCUUUGGUUCGGUUGGUACGGGUUCAACCCCGGUUCGUUUAACAAAAUCUCGACUUUUUACACUUCCGGGAACUAUUACGGCCAGUGGAGCGGGGUGGGAAGAACGGCGGUCACCACCACUUUAGCCGGAUGCACGGCGGCGUUGACUACCCUUUUCGGAAAAAGGAUCUUGACCGGCCAUUGGAACGUGACGGAUGUCUGCAACGGUUUACUCGGCGGCUUCGCCGCCAUCACCGCGGGCUGCUCCGUCGUCGAACCAUGGGCCGCCAUCAUUUGCGGUUUCGUCGCGGCCUUAGUUCUAAUCGGAUGCAACAAACUCGCCGAGAAAGUCGAGUUCGACGAUCCGCUGGAGGCCGCCCAGUUGCACGGCGGAUGCGGCGCUUGGGGCGUCCUGUUCACCGGCUUAUUCGCGUCGGAGAAGUACGUGAGGGAAGUCUACUCCACCAGACCGACUCAUUACGGACUGUUCAUGGGCGGCGGCGGUAGGCUGCUGGCGGCGCAAGUGAUCCAGAUCCUGGUCAUCGUCGGCUGGGUGAGCGCCACAAUGGGAACUCUGUUUUACCUCCUCCAUAAAUUCGGCCUAUUGAGAAUCUCUGCCGACGACGAAAUGGCCGGCAUGGAUUUAACCCGGCACGGCGGACUCGCAUAUGUAUACCACGAUGAAGAUGAAUCCCAGAACCAAGGCAUUCAAAUGAGGAAGAUCGACAGCUAUCCAACUCCUCCCGGAGUCUAAAAGUUACCUACUUCUUUAGAUCUUCUAGAUAUCUAUGGUGGAAUUAGUCCACGUAAAAUUUUAUUUUUAAAUCUUAGGUUGAAAGGAUUUGUAAAGCGGUAAUGGUUUGUGCUUGGAUUUUCAAGUGAUGGUAACGUUGAAAAAUUUGGUUUUGUGUUC